AUGACAGUCAGUGAAGGUCGUAGCAUCAUCAUCGUGGGCGUCGGCUCAUCCAUGUCCCGAUCACUGGCGAUAUGGCUUGCAACUCUCGGCUGGCAUAUCGGUCUGAUCUCGCGAUCAGAGAACAACCUCUUCGCCAUUGCCGAGGAAGUUCGCCGCUCUGGAGCUUCCGGUUCAAAAGUAGUUCAUCGAGCCGCAGAUGCCGGCGAUGCGCCCGCUUUGAAAUCAGCUCUUGACUGGUGCUUACAGCAACUAGGUGGCAAACUAGAUGUCCUGAGCUACAAUGCUGCUCGUGUAUCAGAAUCGACGGUGACUACUCUCCAAUCUGACACUCUCGAGCUCGAUUUCAAAAUUUCUGCCGUUGGAACCCUCGUUACUGGCCAGUGGUUCCGUGACAAUGCCCAGCUAGACCGUGUCCCGAAGGGUGAGCUGCCGAUGUUCCUGGUGACCGGCGGGCUUCUCGAUAAGACACCAAAUCCCGAGAUGGCAUCUCUCAGUGCAGUUAAGUCUGCUUCGCAAACAAUCACUCGAUUGUUCGCUCAGGCACUCCCGCAGGAGUAUCAAAUCUUAGUUGGUAUGCCGACUGUGACGGGAAGAAUCAUCGAUCCGGACACUGGGGAGUACUUUGAGAAAUUCCAGCCAGAUAAAAUUAUUCAGACACUUUUCAAGCCCUUUUUUGAGGACCGAGAGAACAUGCGGGGUGGAAUCCAGUCGUGGAAGGUGGAGCGUUUCCUAUGA
Molecule: messenger RNA, 735 nt
Organism: Penicillium atrosanguineum
Lineage: Eukaryota; Fungi; Ascomycota; Eurotiomycetes; Eurotiales; Aspergillaceae
Exons: 1
Coding region: 1-735 (244 amino acids)
Source: RefSeq, a predicted model, not a curated record